This is a messenger RNA of Wasmannia auropunctata (little fire ant), 2559 nucleotides long. RefSeq names its product cleavage and polyadenylation specificity factor subunit CG7185-like (gene Cpsf6). Gene Ontology annotation, molecular function: mRNA binding. Gene Ontology annotation, cellular component: mRNA cleavage and polyadenylation specificity factor complex. NCBI's taxonomy places the organism in Eukaryota, Metazoa, Arthropoda, Insecta, Hymenoptera, Formicidae. Gene Ontology annotation, biological process: mRNA alternative polyadenylation. The record is from RefSeq and is a predicted model, not a curated record.
GCACUUCCCCGGGAACCCGGUAACUCGCGACGACGCUUGGCGCCUUCUGCCGCAUCGCAGCUGCAGUGAGCGUCGGUAUACGUAAAAUGGCGGAUGGCGACAUUGAUUUGUACGCCGACGAUCUCGAGCAAGAUUUCGCGCAGUCGAAGUGUACGAGGUUGAUCGGUUGAACCACAAGGUGCGCAGGAAGUCGCGUGUAAUAAGAAAAUGGAUGAAUUCGCUGGGGACGGUGUUGAUCUUUAUGACGACGUGAUUGCUGCUCCAGCAGGUGGUAAUGGCGGAGUCUCUUCCGGAAAUACCGGAGAUGGUGGUGGUGAUACCACGUCUCCGAAUGAAGAAACUAAUGGAAAUGCGCCUUAUCACCAACUCGGCAAUAAUAUACAACCGAAUCAAAUUGGCAGACGACACCAGUUAUACGUUGGCAACUUAACAUGGUGGACGAGUGAUCAAGAUAUAACAGAUGCUGUUCAGAGCAUCGGCGUGACUGAUUUUGCAGAGGUGAAAUUCUUCGAGAAUCGUGCCAAUGGCCAAUCCAAAGGUUUUUGCGUAAUAUCGUUGGGUUCAGAGCAAAGUAUGAGAAUAUGCAUGGAAAGGUUGCCCAAGAAGGAGUUGCACGGACAGAAUCCUGUAGUAACUUUCCCUACUAAGCAAGCGCUCAAUCAGUUUGAGUCGCAGUGUAAGACGCGACCUGCUCCGGCUCCGCAACAGAGUCAGAGCCAACGUCCUCAUAAUCCACAUCAACAUCAGCCACCAAUGCCACCUCAUCAACAGCAUCCCCAACACCCUCAACAUCCUCAACAUUCACAACAGAAUCACGGUCCUAGAAUGAUGAUGGGUCCCCCACAGGGUGUAAGACCACAGAGAAUGCCGCCUCCCGGAAUGGGUCCACCGGGCCCCGGUGGACCCGGUCAACAGGGUCCACCGCGUAUGCACGGUCCACCGUUGGGGCCAGGACCAGGACCGCAUCAUCCGUUGCCCGGUCAUCCUAAUCAAGGUCCGCCGCCCGGAUAUCAACAGGGUCCGUGGAACGGCCCGCGGCCAAAUGGUCCCCCGGGACCGCCUAGGGGUGGACCUAGUGGGCCCGGCGGCCCACCUCAGCAGGGUCCGCCUGGGCCAGGUCCUGGCCAGCAUAGACCCCCGGGAAUGCAAUUUCAUGGUGGUCCACCCGGGCCCGGGCAGGGGCCUCCACGUGGCCCUCCUGGACAUCCUGGUGGGCCUCCGGGGGAUCCCAGAGGAGCGCAACCGCGUCCUGAAUGGAAUAGACCACCAGGAAUGCAUCAUGGGCCUCAGGGACCACCAGGUUUCCCUCAACAUCAACAUAUGCAAGGGCCGCAGCCUGGCCAAGGCCCACCACAGAGAGGACCUCCUCCAGGUUCUAUGGGUGGUCCAGGUGGACCGCCGCCGGGACAUGGUGGACCGCCACAAGGUCCACCUCAGGGACCGCCGGGAGGGCCGGCACCUCAUGUCAAUCCUGCAUUCUUUCCGCAAGGACCACCUCAUCAACAUCCCGGUCAACACCCACCGGGACCUCCCGGCCCACCUCACGGCCCGCCACAUGGGCCACCUCAUGGCCCUCCUCACGGUCCUCCUCACGGUCCACCUCAUGGACAAUCACACGGACCACCACAUGUACCACCACAUGCUUACGGGCCACCGAGUGCACAAGCUCCUUACGGAGCACCCGGGCCUGAUCAUCGCCCGGAAGGUCCACCACCGCUCACUGAGCAAGAAUUUGAGGAAAUAAUGGGCCGUAAUCGUACAGUAUCCUCGUCCGCGAUCGCGCGAGCUGUGUCCGACGCCGCGGCAGGUGAAUACGCAAGUGCCAUAGAGACUUUGGUGACUGCUAUCUCGCUGAUAAAGCAAUCCAAGGUAGCUGCGGAUGACAGAUGCAAGAUCUUGAUCAGUUCCCUUCAAGACACUUUACGUGGUGUUGAGACCAAGAGCUACGGAUCCGGACGUAGAGAGCGUUCGCGUUCGCGUGACAGGGAGCGCAGUCAUAGGAGACGACGCGAGCGGUCCAGGAGUCGGGACCGUGAGUACCGCGAGCGUAGCAGAGAUCGCGAGCGGGAGCGUGACCGGGAGCGUGAUCGCGAGAGAGAAAGAGAUCGUGAUAGGGACAGAGAACGUUAUUACAGCGAACCAUAUCCGAGAGAGCGUUCGCGCAGCAGGGAAAGAGAGCGCGAACGUGAAAGAGAUCGUGAAUAUAGAGAGCGAAGCAGAGAAGAAAGUACAACACGGCAAUCAGCCAGGCCAAGAGUAAAAGAAGAACCGCCAGAGACGGCACCCGUCUCGUCUUCCAAGCCGACUAGGUAUUAUGACGAUCGCUACAGAGAGCGCGAGCGAGAGCGAGAUCGAGAGCGAGAAUCGAGCCGAAGACCAUCCGAGCGGGAACGGGAACCGGAACGGGAACGUGAACGGGAACGGGAACGAGAUCGUCGGGAUGAACGGGGAGACUCUUCACAUCGCUCAAGACACUAAAGAAAGAAAAGAAAGAAAAACCGAUAAGCACCGAAGACGACGACGACGCAGCAGUCAUGUCGACAUGUCAUAGGAUCGAUG